Neoarthrinium moseri is the source of this 705-nucleotide messenger RNA. RefSeq lists its product as uncharacterized. The transcript has 2 exons. The record is from RefSeq and is a predicted model, not a curated record. The coding region runs from base 1 to 705 and encodes 234 amino acids. Lineage: Eukaryota; Fungi; Ascomycota; Sordariomycetes; Amphisphaeriales; Apiosporaceae.
AUGGCCAAUCGCGACAAUACUGAGGACUACUAUGCAACCUUGGAGGUGCCUCCGGAUGCCUCCGAAGCCACAAUCAGGGCGAACUACAGGCGCCUGGCCUUGCUCAAGCACCCGGACAAGAAUCCAAGCAAUCCCAAUGCGACGGUUGAUUUCCAGAGAAUCAAUGCAGCGUAUGAAUGUCUUAAAGAUCCUCAUAAGCGCUACGCUUACGAUCAUUGUCGAAAAGAGGCCCAGUCAGAAUUCAAUCGCCGCGCACGAGAAGGAGAGAAUGAAAUCAACCUGAUCAAAAAGAAGAUAGCCUUUCUGAAGAAGGUCUUGUACGCCCUCUCUGUUAACAUUGAGGCGAUGAAGAAGGAUCGCCGUGAGAAACGGGCGAGACUUGGUGCGAUCAUGAUAGAGUUGGGCAUCGCUACUCCAUUCGACACCCCGGCUAUACCAGCCGCCAGAGACCCCGGAGCCGGGGCCAAUGAUAACGAAGCCCUGGUCAAAGAAAUGGGAAGACUGGUCUACAGUCUCUCGCAACUCGAUGAGCAUCUGCUCGUAUUCGAACUCGAGCACAUUGACACAGAGUUGCGUCUCGUCCUUCUCACUCAAGAGUUCCAACGCCAACAGUGGCCCACCAGAGCAUCGCCACAAACAGCCCGCCAAGCCGAGGCCGAGGCAAUGCAAGAGGAUCAGCGACGACGCACGGCCGAGCAGAAAUAA